This is a messenger RNA of Plasmopara halstedii, 274 nucleotides long. RefSeq lists its product as uncharacterized. The record is from RefSeq and is a predicted model, not a curated record. The annotation marks the transcript as partial. Lineage: Eukaryota; Oomycota; Peronosporomycetes; Peronosporales; Peronosporaceae. The transcript is spliced from 2 exons.
AUGCUCCCGUUGACUACGAAUCCACCAUCCGACAUCACCACUGACAUUUACUCCACCAUUGAGUCCGACAUCACCACUGACGUUUACUCCACCAUUGAGUCCGACAUCACCACUGACGUUAACUCCACCAUUGAGUCCGAUAUCACCAGUGACUUUGACUCCACCAUUGAGUCCGACACCACCAGUGAUUGCAACGCUGCCAUUGGUUCCGGUGCAGCGAUCGAUCCCAGCACCAGUGUUGUUUCUGACACUUCCGUUGACUACUACUCCACUA